AUGCCCUAUUCAUUUGAUGCCCCGAGCAGCAUAGAGUACCAUUUCAACCUCACAACCAGAGGCUAUCGCGCACUUGUGUUUAGCGGGGACCAUGAUAUUUGGAUUCCAUUUUUGAGCACACAUGCAUGGAUUAGAUCCUUCAACUUCUCGAUAGUUGAUGAUUGGAGAGCAUGGCAUCUCGGUGGUCAGGCGGGAGGAUUUGCAAUCACAUACGCCAACCAUAUGACAUUUGCGACAUUAAAGGGUGGUGGGCACUCAGCCAUAGAAUAUCCACCUAGGGAAAGUCUUGCCAUGGCUCAACGCUGGCUGGAUAAUAAGCCUUUGUGA
Messenger RNA from Triticum turgidum subsp. durum (durum wheat), 327 nucleotides. The record is from the annotation of a GenBank genome assembly. Lineage: Eukaryota; Viridiplantae; Streptophyta; Magnoliopsida; Poales; Poaceae.